Messenger RNA from Halichondria panicea, 931 nucleotides. RefSeq lists its product as uncharacterized. The record is from RefSeq and is a predicted model, not a curated record. Lineage: Eukaryota; Metazoa; Porifera; Demospongiae; Suberitida; Halichondriidae. Gene Ontology annotation, cellular component: membrane. The transcript is spliced from 4 exons. The coding region runs from base 144 to 689 and encodes 181 amino acids.
CAGCCAAGUGUCGGUACACAGGCAUGUUAUCAAAUUACAGCUACUAGUACUGUGUACAGAGCAGUGUUCAGAGCAGUGUUUAGCUAGCUAGCUAUAGACUGUUACAGCUAUAUCUAUACACAGGGGUAUAGAAAAACAGUAUUAUGGCUGACCCAACAGAAUACCAAGCUCCAGAACUAGACCAAGAGAAGGCAAUGGAUCAGUACCCACCAGAGACAGACAAGCAGCCCCUUAUAGAAGCAGAGCCACCAAGGCCAAUUCUAGCUCCUGAAGUGCACCCCCAGCCAAGAUCACUGGCUCCCCCUGGCCCCCAGCAGUACCCCCCACAGUAUGGACAAGGCCCAUUUGGCAAUAUCAAUGCAAGGCAAACUAACACUACAGUGGUGGUUUCACAACAACCGACAAGUGUUGUCUACCAACAAGAUGUUCCAGCUUGGGUCGGGUCAGAUUUGAUUAUUUACUUCUCAAUAUUCACCAUGCUUUGUUGCGGAUUACUGCCUGGAAUUGUGGCCUUGAUGCUCGCUUGGGAGGCUCGCAGCAAGAAGGAGAUUGGACAAAUUGAGGAGGCCAAAUCCUGGUCUCUGGCUGCCAUUGUCUGCAAUGUACUCGCUGCUUUACUGGGUGUGGCUGCCAUUGUGUCUGUCUCUGUGUACUACGGCGUCACAAUCAGCAGUGUUUACAUACGUUAAUAACGGAACUUUGCUGUCAGCUUGAACCUGAAUAACCAAUGUAGUAUUUGUACUGAACCUUGCAUGUAUACUGUACUAGUGGCUAUUAGCAUUCCAUAUAAAUAUGUUUGUUGAUUGUUAACACGAUUAAGAUACAAGAUGUUCUAUAGUUAUAUAAUUAUAUACUUCAUGUUUACAUAUAAAUAUGUUUAUUGAUUGUGCUAUUCUCAAGAUACAAGAUAUUGAUGAGAACACUGAACAAA